Molecule: messenger RNA, 549 nt
Organism: Prunus armeniaca (apricot)
Lineage: Eukaryota; Viridiplantae; Streptophyta; Magnoliopsida; Rosales; Rosaceae
Source: the annotation of a GenBank genome assembly
AUGAACAUGGCUCUUACAGGAGGAACAACUACUACGUCGUCCUUUUCCCUGACCAAGAUUGUUGGUUUCCCUCCUCCUCCGUCUCCAAGCCGUAGUUGUUCUAGGAUUCUGGGUGUCAAGGAAGGCCAAGAAAGAUGGAGAGGUGGCAAUGGCAUGGCUGUGAAGGCCAGGUUUGGGUCUUCCAAGGGUGGUGCUGGGGUCUUGGAGCGCCCAAAGUUUGACCAAUCCCAAUUUGACCCUGCUACCCAGCUUGAACAAGGAGGAGAUAUUGGACGACUCAAGGACAAGAGAGGUAUUGGGAGUGGAGAUAGUUACAGAGUUUUGCUGGUUGAUGAUGUUCGCCACACUGAGAAAUUAGUUGCAAAGGUCGUGCCCCAAGUUGUUCCAUCUGUUACACCUGAUGAUGCAAGAGGACUAUUUCUUAAAUCAAGGGAAAACGGGGUUGCUGUCGUUAUCGUUACAGUAAAGGAACAUGCUGAAUUUUACUCCCAAAUGAUGAUUCGUGGCGGGUUACGAUCAACAAUAGAACCGGAUUCAAAUAGUUCGUGA